CCCGAGGGCGGGCCGCCGGUGACAGCUGGGGAGGGAGCGCGGCGCCGGCAGCGAGGUGCGGCUGCCGGGCGGAGACUCGCCGCCAGCUUCGCCGCUCCGGCCGCAUCGCUCCAGCGGGUCCCUCCGGGGCACAAGUGGGACAGGGGCUUGGCGGGGCCCUGCCGCCGGUGCCGGCCGCGGCGCGGAUGAUGUCACUAAUAUUGCUCAGAAAUCCCUCCUUGCUGAUGAAAAAGAGAAUGUGCCAAGAGGACUAGGAGUUGUGGUGUGGAAAGUCCCAGUACAAACGUACCUAGUGACUUAGCUACUUGUGCUGCUCAGUCUUCAUCUCUUUAAGUUAAAACCAAACUCAGCUGCCUCAGAAACCUGUGGACAAGAGCACAAAGGGCAUGAGAGACUGCUCCUAUGAUGGCAGAGAUUUGCGUGAAAGAUUUUGUUGAAUACUACAUGGCUCUUCAAUGCUGAAAGCAGAAGGCAGUAGCUGGUAGCUCAGUGUGGAGCAAAAGAAAUAUUUUAAACUUCAAAAAUAAUUAUGUCAAAGAAAAGCCGUGCCAAGGGAGAGAAGUCCGACAUGGAGACUGAAGCCCUUCAGGCUGCUAAUGAGGAGCUACGAACUAAACUAACCAACAUCCAGAUAGAAUUCCAGCAAGAAAAAAGCAAGGUGGGUAAACUGAGAGAGAAAAUCCAAGAGGUCAAGCAAGAAAGGGAGCAGGAGCAGCACAAACACACUGCCUAUGUUUCUGAACUGAAAGCCAAGCUCCAUGAGGAGAAGAUGAAGGAACUUCAGAGCGUCAGAGAGCUACUGAUCCGGCAGCAUGAGCAGGAGGUAGCGAGGAUGGUGAAAAUCAAAGAUGGUGAAAUUCAGCGUUUGCAGUCGACAGUCAAUGUCCUGCGGGACGGGGCAGCUGACAAAGUGAAGACAGCACUGCUGAGUGAAGCAAAGGAGGAGGCUCGCAAGGCGUUUGAUGGUGAGCGGCUGAAGUUGCAACAGGAGAUCUUGGAGCUGAAAUCUGGCAAAAAGCAGCUUGAAGAAGCUUUGAACAACAUUAUGCAGGCAGAUAAAAUGAAGGCUGCUGACCUGCGCAUGGCUUAUCAGUCCCAUCAGGAUGAGAUUAAUAGAAUAAAGCGGGAAUGUGAGAGAGAGAUCCGCAGGCUGAUGGAUGAAAUAAAAGGCAAAGACAGGGUGAUUCUGGCUCUAGAGAAAGACAUUGGUGUCCAGGCAGGCCAUACUCAGAAACUGCUCCUUCAGAAAGAAGCUUUGGAUGAACAGCUUGUCCAAGUGAAGGAGGCAGAACGAUACCACAGUAGUCCUAAGAGAGAGCUGCCUGCAGGAGUGGGGGAUAUCACCGAACUGAUGGGAAGCCCGGAGCAGCAUUUGGAUGAACGAGAUGUGCGGAGAUUUCAGUUAAAAAUCGCUGAACUGAAUGCUGUAAUAAGGAAGCUGGAAGACAGAAACACUCUCUUAGCAGAUGAAAGAAACGAACUGCUGAAACGUUCUCGGGAGACAGAAAGUCAGCUGAAGCCUUUGGUAGAAAAAAAUAAGAGGCUGAGCAAAAAAAAUGAUGAUAUGUUGCAAUGUAUCCAGAGAAUGGAAGAGAAAAUAAAAAAUCUAUCAAGGGAAAAUGUAGAACUGAAAGAAAAGUUAUCUGCACAACCAGUGCUGAAGAGGCACACAUCUUUGAAUGAUCUCAGCAGCACACGAGAGGAACAAGAAAUUGAAUUCCUUAGACUGCAAGUCAAAGAACAGCAGCAUGUUAUUGAUGAUCUCACAGUGGAAAGGGAACGGUUAUUGCGGUCUAAAAAACAGAGGAGGAAAAGUCUGAAGCCCCCAAAGAGGCAUGUUGUGGAGACAUUUUUUGGAUUUGAUGAAGAAUCUCUUGAUUCAGAAACAUCAUCUGUAACUUCAUAUAACACAGAUAAAACUGACAGGACACCAGCAACACCAGAAGAAGAUUUGGAAGAUAGCACACCUAAAGAAGAAGCUGAACUAAGAUUCUGCCAGCUAACAAGAGAGUAUCAAGCUUUGCAAAGAGCAUAUGCAUUGCUUCAGGAACAAGUUGGUGGAACCCUGGAUGCAGAGAGAGAAGCAAGGACUCGUGAACAACUGCAAGCUGAUCUUCUCAGGUGUCAGGCAAAAAUUGAAGACCUGGAAAAAGCUCUAAUCGAGAAAGGACAGGAUUCAAAAUGGGUAGAAGAAAAGCAGCUGUUAAUCAGAACAAAUCAGGAGUUGCUAGAGAAGAUUUACAGAAUGGAACAAGAAGAGCAUCAGCUGAAGAAUGAGAUGCAAGAUGCAAAAGACCAGAAUGAGCUGUUAGAAUUCAGAGUGCUAGAGCUUGAAGAGAGAGAACGAAGGUCGCCGGCAUUUAAUCUUCAUAUAACCACUUUCCCUGAAAACAAUGGAAGUGCUCUUCAACUGUUCUGUCAGCAGGAAGGAAUAAAGGAUGUGAAUAUAUCUGAACUUAUGAAGAAGCUAGAUAUUCUUGGAGAUAAUGGGAAUUUGAGAAAUGAAGAACAGGUUGCAAUAAUCCAAGCUGGAACUGUGCUUUCCCUCUGUGAAAAGUGGUUAAAACAGAUAGAGGGGACAGAAGCUGCACUGACACAGAAGAUGUUAGACCUGGAGAAUGAAAAGGACCUGUUCAGUAAACAGAAGGGUUAUUUAGAGGAAGAACUCGACUACAGGAAACAAGCUCUGGACCAGGCAUACAUGAAAAUCCAGGAGCUGGAAGCCACGCUGUAUAAUGCCCUGCAGCAGGAUCCAGGAAGGUGGGCAAGCGAGUCGCUGACCGAAGCCCAGAGGGAGGAUUUGCGAGCUGCAGUGGAGAAGGUGCGGCGGCAGAUCCUGAGGCAGAGCCGUGAGUUUGACAGCCAGAUCUUGCACGAGCGAAUGGAGCUGCUGCAGCAGGCACAGCAGCGAAUUCGAGAACUGGAAGAUAAAAUAGAACUUCAGAAGAGGCAACUCAAAGAAAUUGAGGAAAAGCAUUCAUUCUGUGGCCUUGAUGACACAACUAAGCCAAGACGUGUGGCUACUAAAAGAACCUAUGGAGUGAAGAGCUGAGUCCACGUGCAAAACUACAGAAAAUAUUUAUUGAGCAGCUUUAAAUUGGUGCAUUUUUUUUCAUAAAACAGUUUGCAUAAUACUAGAAGCUGCAAAAUAUUUGAAUUUAGAAUUAGAGAUUUUUUUUAAAGAUAUAGCUUCAAGUUGGAAUGAUUUGAUAAUCCAAUAAGGACCAGCACACCAUAAACACUGGAAAAAAAUCUAAACAGAAUUUACACUCUCACACCAAUCAAACACUGGAAAAAAUACAAGUGCAAUUACUGGCUGCUGUGUGAACUGUUAUCUACCAAAUGGUUUUCUUACAGUACUGAGAUUUUUGUCUCCAAACUGCAUGCUUUCAACAAACGUGGUUUGCAUUUCACCCAGGAAACACAGAAUCUCCUUUUUAAUAUCUAUAUAAAAAAGCUAAGUGUUUGACAAUAAGUUCUCUAUAGUAAAUAGCUGACAGGGGAAAAAACUGUUCAAAGACGGAAACAAAUAGAGAUUUACAACCCUGCAGUGGUAAAAUUCAUAUUAAAUUCAUAAACUGGAAAUCAACAGAUGGAGAAGGAUGGGUCUUGGAGAAAGUCAAGAUGGAAGAUUGAAGUAAGGAAACUUUGAAGUGGGUAAGAACUGAGUGGGAGAAAUGAUUUUUUGAAUGUUUCUUGAAAAUUAAGGCAAUAACUUUUAAAGAUAGCACUGGGAGAAUGGAAGAUCCUGAUGUGGCCUGAGAGAUUAGGAAGAAUGCAUGAUGCACUGUGCUCAGCUAUCUCUUCAAGAAUAAAGAGGGGCUUGAAGAAAUGGGUGUGUAGACAAAUGUGAUGAGCAGAGACAAGGUUGGAAAUUAAUAUUUGGAAAUCAUGGCAUUGUCUCAGGUGAAAUAAAUGUUGAUAUUAGCUACCACGAAGCAAAAAUGGCACAACCUCAACCAGCAAAGGUAGUGGAUAAACAAAGAUACUGACCACCUGAACUGCA
This is a messenger RNA of Strigops habroptila (Kakapo), 4006 nucleotides long. RefSeq names its product janus kinase and microtubule interacting protein 1 (gene JAKMIP1). Lineage: Eukaryota; Metazoa; Chordata; Aves; Psittaciformes; Psittacidae. The transcript is spliced from 23 exons. The record is from RefSeq and is a predicted model, not a curated record. Gene Ontology annotation, molecular function: microtubule binding; kinase binding; GABA receptor binding. Bases 530 to 3052 code for a protein of 840 amino acids.